Messenger RNA from Drosophila gunungcola (fruit fly), 2382 nucleotides. RefSeq lists its product as uncharacterized. Lineage: Eukaryota; Metazoa; Arthropoda; Insecta; Diptera; Drosophilidae. Gene Ontology annotation, cellular component: nucleus. Gene Ontology annotation, biological process: rRNA processing. The record is from RefSeq and is a predicted model, not a curated record. The transcript is spliced from 8 exons. The coding region runs from base 159 to 2366 and encodes 735 amino acids.
GAGUUUGUGCAAAAAAAAAAAAAUCAAACAGCAGGCUGGAGCCACUCUAAACAAAUCAAAUUUCUACCUUCAACCACAUGUUGAGUUGUGUUAAUUUGGAUUGAGUAUUGCAAGUUUAUUUAACAAUAAUAUAUUUAAAAAAAGCCGCUGAACAAAACAUGGAUCAACUUAUAACAUCUAUGCUUAAAGAACGUAAAAGUCGUGUUCUUGGAUUGCGUUUACUUAUAUGUUACCUUAAGAAAAGCUACAUUAAGCUAGGAGGAAACGAACAUAUUUGGGUGUCAUUAAUAUUUCAAUCAUGUAAUUUGUCAGAGUUACGUAUGUAUGGUGAUCUUAUAUUCUCAGCAAUGGCACUUUUAAUAGACAGAAUCCAGAAAGAUCCUAAUUUAUCAAAAGCUUUUGCGGCCUUUCAUUUAUUUAAAGUUUUUGAAUGUUUAUCUCUAAAAGAAAUAUUCAAAAACGAACGGUGCACUAUUGCUCUUUUACAUACAAUUAAACGCUGUCUAAAAUACUACCCAAAAUCAACAAAACCUGGUACUUCAUCUAUUGAAGAGUUGUUAAUAACACUAAUAGACAGCAAUAAUGUUGAUGUUGUUCAUCAAACUGGCCAGUGUUGGCUUUUGUUACAGAAUAUACAUGGUAACUCCAGAAAUGAAAAAAAUAAUAAUAAAAUUGUAUGGAAAGAUUUCCAAUUAUCUUUACUCAACAACCUUCAAUAUAUCAUAAGCACAACAAUACUUGCUUCUGAGGAAACUAUUAUCAGCCCUUAUAAAGCAAAAAGCUUUUCGCUUUUUACUUUUAAAAACGUUAAGGAUCCUUUUGAAAGGGCAUCACAAACUUUUCAACGAAUUUUUAAUCUUAUUGAAUAUUUUAAAAUUGCAUUAAGCAAACCAUUUCCAAUUAGAAAGUAUAUUUGCACUGAGCAAAUAUUGGGUUUUAUACAGAAUGGACUGAACAUACGUGUUAACCAAAUAAAUCUUUUAAGAAUUGAUCGUGCAUGUUUCGGACCUUUUUUAGAGGAAAUGCACAUUAAACUUAUGGAACUUUUGGAAAUUCUCAUUAACGUAUGUCGUACACACCUUAGGAUGGACUUUCGGAUCAUCUUGAAUAUUUUAAUGGAUGCUCUCGAAAGGACAAAAUCAGUAGCAAAUCCAAACCAAGUUAACCGUUUGCGACCAAUUGUGUAUAAAGUAAUAUCAUUAUGGUGCUCUACUCUACAAGAAGGAAGUCACUGUGAAAUUAUUGCGGAGACCCUUGUUAAGGAAAUAUUUGAUGACUUAGUUCCGCGUCAGCCAACUUCAUUAACAUGUCAAGGCAACUCAAAUUUAAAACAAAAUUGUUCAGCUAUAAACAUAUUUUCGAUGUUGGAGAUGUCGUUCGAUGAUGAAGAUAAUUAUAAGCUUUGUCAGCAAGCCCAUUUUUGCCUGCAAAAACUGUUAUCAUCGUCUGGUCCCUUGCUAAAACCAUCUCUUUUAAAGGACGUCCACAAUACCUUAUUGGAAAUUUUUAUUCAAAUAAAUUUAGAACCGCUGAAAAAGCCAUAUUCACGUAACAUCUGGAAUAUUCGUUUGGAAGUUUACAAAUCUUUCGUAUCUUUAUUAAAAUCACGUAAUUUUGGUUGCCCUGUGCCUUCCGAAAUAAUAAUCACACUUUUAGACCAAUCGCUUUUAUACGAAAAUAGUACUACACUUCGGUCACAAUACAACUUGAAAGUGCUGGAAUUAAUGCUUCAUCCUCAGAAAGCGGAUAUUCAGCUUACAAAAUUUUUUGAAAAUUUAAAGAUCACAACUUCUCCCCAUACAAAAAUGUCUGAUUCUGAAAAUUCAAAAUGUAAAUCACUCAAAGAAAAAGAUCAAUUAAACAUUCAGUUGGUUAAAAAGAGUUAUCAAAAAAGAAAAGAACAAGUUUUUGAACAAACUGGCAAUGAAUCCAAUAAUAUUAUGAAGGACAAUUUCAGUGAAACACAAUGCUCAAAAAAAAUAAAAAUCGACCUACAGGAUCAAUUUAAUACUAAGAUCGAUAAUAACUCAUUAAAUAUACAAAAAUCCUUUGAAAAAAAGAUUACAAAUCGUUUCGAAAUAAUUGAAGAGAAUAAUUAUAUCGAACUACCUCCGCUAGACGACUCAGUACAAAAUAUCAAGGAGAUAUCAAAAGAAUCUUUGCACAUUUUGGGAAACAACAGCUUAGAGAGUUUUGAAAAAAGUGCUCCAGGAAUGUUCAAGGACAAUGAUAUUUAUGCUGACUUACCAUCUUCCUAUUGCUGUGUUAAAAAAUUUGAAAAUCAAUUGCCUGUGGAUUUAGUAAAAUUAGAUGAUGAUAAAAUGAUAGCGGACUUGGAAGCAAAAUUCGUUGAUGAACUUAAAUAAAACAUAGUUAUUGGUU